UCCCUCAGAAAAGCGAAUCAAGACAGCAACGCAUCACGCUGCGAGAGGUUUUCAGCGAAUUUAUAAUAAAGCGACCCAAAGGAGAAAUAUUGAUACAAAACAAAGCUUAGCUAAAAGAAAAACCGAAAACAUAUUAUCCUUGAUGUAUCCAGUCUCCGAUAUCAGAGCAAAACACGCUAGGAGGUUUGAUACAAUUGACUGGCAACUGGAUACAUAGCAGUUUGGUUGUGUUUCUAUUGGCAACUGUAGUAACCAAAGAAGCCUCCUCCAAGUUUACACGCUUCUCAGACUAUAACCAAGAGGUUUGCACAUUGGCGGUAGCUGAAGUCAGUGGGAGGAAAAAAGGACGUCUGCCAUUGGCAGGGAAGCUCGAGCAGUCUUGUCAAACCUGCCUUCCCAUUGGCUGCUGCCUGACGGAGAAUCAAGCCUUGCAUUCUCGGAGCUAGAGAGACUCAGUGCGUGAGUGUGGUUCAGAGAGGCAGCUACAGGAAGGAUGCCUUCUUCAGGGAAGUAGUGCAACCUCUUCAUCCUGUCUGCAUUAGCCUUUGGUAUGGCAUAGAACGUACACAGAGUCAAAGUCUUAUGGUUCUGGAGAAGCACCAUGGCCUCACCAAGACACUUUGGAAGGUCCCCAAAGGAUAUUGCAAAUGUGAUGCAAAAAUUGCAAGAUGAACAGGAAGCAGUACAGAAAAGAACUUUCACCAAAUGGAUCAAUUCCCAUUUGGCAAAGCGGAACCCACCAAUGGUAGUGAAUGACCUGUUUGAAGACAUUAAAGAUGGGGUGAUGCUUCUUGCCCUGCUUGAGGUUCUGUCUGGGCAGAAACUACCCUGCGAGCAAGGUCGGCAGCUGAAGAGAAUCCACUGGGUUUCCAACAUAGGCACUGCUCUCAAGUUCCUGGAGGGCAGGAGGUCUGUUUACAGAGGAUCUCCGAUCAAGCUGGUCAACAUUAACGCAACUGACAUUGUCGAUGGAAGGCCAUCCAUUGUGCUUGGAUUGAUGUGGACCAUCAUUCUCUAUUUCCAGAUAGAGGAGCUGACCAGCAAUUUGACCUUACUGCAGUCCCUGUCCAGUAGCACCUCAUCAGUGGAAAGCCUGGCCAGCUCUGAGACUGCUAGCCCGCCCAUGAAAAGGAAGGUUGUUACCAAAUUCCAAGGCAAUGCCAAGAAGGCCCUUUUGAAAUGGGUGCAGUACACAGCAGCAAAGCGUUUGGGAGUUGAAGUGAAGGACUUUGGGAGGAGCUGGCGCAGUGGAGCUGCCUUCUAUUCGGUCAUCUCUGCCAUUCGCCCUGACCUGGUAGACAUGGACAGAGUGAGUAGGAGAACCAACAGGGAGAAUCUGGAGGAAGCCUUUGCCAUCGCUGAGAAUGAACUGGGUAUCCCUCGCCUUCUUGAUCCGGAAGAUGUUGAUGUUGACAAGCCAGACGAGAAGUCCAUCAUGACAUAUGUUGCUCAGUUCUUAAAACACUACCCAGAUCCCCACAACACUGAAACUGAUGGGCAAGAGGAAGAGAAGGAGGACCGUCGGGUGCUGAGGGAGCUGAGGGUCUGGCUGGAGCAGUUCGAGAGAGACCUCGUCCGAGGCCAGGGGGUGGAGGGGAGCCUGCAGGACAAAUACAAGUCAUUUAAGAGUUUCCGGGUGCAAUACGAGAUGAAGAAGAAGCAGGUGGAGGGGGCACUUCAGCCGCUGCAGAGAGAUGGCAAGCUGUCGUCAGAGCAGGCUGUGGUGAAGCAGGCUUGGGAAAGACUGUCAUCCAGGCUGCUGGAGUGGCAUGUUCAUCUGGACAAGUCUCUGCCUGGCUCCCUGGGCGUGAUCGGCGCUUGGCUGCACAGAGCAGAGGUAGCCCUGCGAGAGGACAUCGCCAUCCAGCAGGCCCACGAGGAAACAGCCAAUGUGAUCCAUAGGAAACUGGAACAGCACAAGGACAUGCUGAACAGUCUAGAGGGACACAAGCUGACUUUCCAACAGAUCCACCGAGAUGGCUCUGUUAACGGAGUCCUCAUCCCCAUGGAGCAGCUUGAAGACAUGGCAGAGAGAUUAAAUUAUGUGUCCACAACAUCUCAAGCCCAUCUAAUCAAACUAGAAUUCUGGGAAAUGAAGUAUCGCCUGCUGGCAUUUUUAAUGCUGGCAGAAUCCAAGCUGAAGUCCUGGAUCAUCAAAUAUGGCAGAAAAGAAUCAGUGGAGCUUCUUUUACAGAACUAUGUUUCAUUUAUUGAAGGACAUAAGUUCUUUGAACAAUAUGAGAUGACCUACCAAACUCUGAAACAGACAGCUGAAUUAUAUGUAAAAUCAGAUGGUUCAGGGUUUAGGAUCAGUAGGAGAGCUGAAGAAGGGGAAGGGGUGAGUAAGUUCUUGAGCGACACAACGGCCCAGUGGAGGAACUUGUCUGUAGAGGUGCGAAGUGUGCGGAGCAUGCUGGAGGAGGUGAUCUCCAACUGGGAGAAGUACAGCAGCACAGUGGCAGGCUUGCAGGCCUGGCUGGAGGAUGCGGAGAAAGUGCUGAACCAGCCUGAAAAUGCCAAACGGGAGUUCUUCAGGAACUUGCCUCACUGGAUCCAGCAGCACACGGCCAUGAACGAUGCAGGCAACUUUCUCAUCGAAACCUGCGAUGAAACAGUCUCCCGGGACCUGAAACAGCAGCUGCUGCUGCUUAAUGGAAGAUGGAGAGAGCUAUUUGUUAAAGUCAAACAAUAUGCAAGAGCUGAUGAAGUGGACAAAUUGAGGAAAGAAUACCAGGAUGGAAUGUCUGCUCUGAAAUCAUUUGUCGACACUGCGAAUGAAAAAAUGACGGCCCCUGUCCAAGUGUCAUUUUUGAAUGUGAGGACUUUUGUGCAAGAUAUUGAGGACGUGAAGCAGAAGGUGCCAGUCAUGGAAGCCCAGUAUAAAGCGGCUACCAGGAAUGCUCAGCUGCUCACCAAGGACACUCCUGAGGAGGAGGCCAACCAGAUGCUCGGAGCAAUGGGAACGAUCAAGGAGCAGCUAAGCAAGAUAAGAGAGCGAUACUUGCCUUUGCUGCGUGAGUCACAGUCCUUGCUAUCUCCUCUGGAGGAAACAGAGAAGCAGAUAACCAGUUUCUAUCAGUCUCUGGAGAAGGCCAGCCACAUCACUGCUGGCAGAGACUCUGAAGCCUCUGGGGACUUCAAGCAGAAGUGUCAGGAGUUACUUAUUUGCCAACAAAACUGCAAGAAAUCUUUAGCACUGAUUGAGAAGAACAACCAAGCUAUUCAGAGGACCCUGGCCAGCAGCAAGACCCUGCGGCAGUUCGAUAAGGCUCUUCUUCAAAAGAGGGUAACUGAGCUGCAGGCCACUUCCCAGGCCAUGGUGAAGGAGGCUGGGGAGUGGAGGAGACACGCUGAAGCCAACAGUAGCCUGAUGAAGAGAUUUGAGGAGUCCAGGAUUGAGCUGGAGAAGGUUCUCAAGAUUGCUCAGUCAUCUUUGACAGAAAGAGGAAAUCCAGAAGAAUUGCUCAAGAAACACACCGACUUCUUUGGGCAGCUUGACCAGAGGGUCUUGAAUACAUUCCUAAAGGCCUGUGAUGAGCUCACUGAUAUUCUGCCAGAACAGGAACAGCAGAGCCUGCAGGAAACUGUGCGGAAACUUCACAAACAAUGGAAGGAUCUGCAAGCCGAAGCACCCUAUCAUUUGCUGCAUCUGAAGAUUGAGGUGGAGAAGAGCCGUUUGCAGUUGUCUCUGGAGGAGUGUAGCUCUGAGCUGGCUCGGGAGAAUAAAGCCCUCCCCACGGCCGGCAGCGAGAGGCUCAUCCGGGAGCACAGGGCUUUCUUCAGGGAGAAGGGACCGCAGCAGUUGAGUGAGAAGAGACUCCAGCUGAUCGAGGAGCUCUGCCAGAAGCUUCCGGAAGGGGACCCAGCCCGCAGUGCUGUAGGGUUCUCCAAGAGGGCCCUCGCUGACCUCAAAACUCAGAUCGACAGCACCCACCAGAAACUGCUUCAGCAUCCAGACAAAUGGAAGGAGUUCAACUCCAGAUUCUCAGAGCUCUCAGCCUGGCUUUCAGCAAAGGAAAGUCAACUGAGAUUGCUGCGUAAUAGAGCCAGUGACCCAAGCAAGUAUGGGCAAGUGAAAACGACAAUAGAGGAGCUACGGCACGAUGCCGAGGAACAGGAGAGCAAUCUGAGCUGGCUGAAGUCACGUCUCGACACGCUGAUUGAGGUCUGUAUGGAGAGUGAGGCGAAGAGGCAGUCCGGAGCACUGACUAAGCUUUCCAAUGACUUCAGGGCUCUCCUCACGUCACUCACCGAAUCUGAGAAGGUGGUGUCUGCAGUGGGAGACUGCGUCCAGUUCAAACAGGAGGUUAAGAACGCUCUGGAGGAGCUUUUUCAAGGGCAGAAAGAGGCCCAGGCUGAAGCUUACAAAAUUCUGGACUCAGACAAUGUGAGGGAGGCACAGCAGCUGCUUCUCCUUCACCAGCAACAGCUAAAGAGGUUGCGGGCAAAAAAGAAGGAUGUGCAACAGCAGAUUGCCCGGGGACAGCAGCUGCAGACUGAGGAAGGUCUUGCCAGCUCCCUGCAUCCAGACUUGCAGGAGCUGGAGAGCACCCUGAAGAAAAUGGAGCACACCAUGGAGACACAGGAGCAGAGCCUGCAGGCAACUCUGUGUGAGUGGCAGCAGUUUGAGGGGGAGCGUGAGGCGGUGGAGGAGUUUGUGAGCAGGGCCAGCUGCGCCCUUGAGCCAGGCCUCACCUUCAGCAGCCUGGAGAGCCUGUCAUCCGAGCUGGAACAAACCCGGGAGCUGUCCAGACAGAGUGAGGUACAGGCAGCAAAAGUGGAGACCCUGCUGAAGGGAUCUAGUGAAAUACAGCUGGGGCCCAAAAAUCAGAUCCGUCUCCAGGAGCAAGCCAGGGCCAUCUAUGAACAAGUUAGCAGAGUGGAGAGUGGCCUCAAGAAAGGUGUUUCACAACUGGAAACAAUGAAAAUGAAAUGGGAGCAAUUUGGCAAUGAUUUUGAGGCCUUUUCAGUGUGGAUCACUGAAAAGGAGAAAGAGCUCGAUACCAUCAGUUCCUCCUCCCUUCUGCUUGAACAGCAGAUCAGCAAAGUCAAGGCUGUGAGACAGGAACUGGAGGAGAGGGCCACUGUCCUGCCCACGCUGGAGACUGAGUCUCAAGCUCUGAGCCAGUUUGUGUCUCAAGGCGAAGCUGCCCGUAUCAAGGCCAGGCUGGCUCAGAUCGGCAGAUAUUGGGAGGAGCUGAAAGAGCACACAGAGACCCUGGAGGCCAUGCUGCAGGAGAGUGUUUCCCAGCAGCAGAGGUUUCACCACAGCCUCUCACAGGUCCAACAAACCUUGAAAGACCACAAAACCAAACUGGAUAGCCCAAUCACAUCUUGUUCAUCAUCAACAGAGACGUACAAAGUGCUCCAGGAGCACAUGGAUGUGAUCCAGGCUCUGGAGCAGCUCAAGGGCACUGUGGCAUCACUGUUGGCUGGGGCCCGCAGGCUCAGUGACCGAGAGCAGGCAGAGCAGGAGGUGGAAGCCCUGCAGCAGCAGUAUGAAGAGGGGCUUCAACAAGCCAAGGACAAGCAGACCCAGUUGGAAACCCUCUUGUCUCUGUGGCAAAAGUAUGAAAAAGAAAGAUCUAGCUUUCAGUCCUGGCUAGAGCGAUGUGAAACAAUUUCUAAAACUGAUUCCCAGUAUUUGUCAGCCGAAAAAUCCAAACUUCAAUCUGAACUACAAGCUUUGCAGGAGUUACAGUCUGAGGUUUCAUCCCAUGAAUUAAUCUACAAGAGCAUUAGGGGUCUGGCCUCGUCUCUACACCCCUCUGCAGCACAAAACAGAGUCAAAGAGUUGUCUGAGGAACUGGACCAGCUUGAGAAGAGUUGGUGCUGUCAGAAGGAGGCCAUACCACUCAGGAUGCAGAUUCUUCACUCACACAUGACUCAAAUUGAGCAGUAUGAUGAGGCCUUGCUCCAGUUCUCUAACUGGAUUGAACAGCUCCUCAGUGGACUCAAGGAAACCUCGGAUGUGAAGGCAAACGAUUUGAGGCCUGCACAGACUGAAAAUAAGGAAAAGUCAGCUGCAAUUCAGAAACAAGCCUUUGAGAAAGAGGACCUUCAGCAACAGCUAGAUAAUCUGUGUGCCUCCUGUGACCCAGGGGAGCACCAGCUACUUCAGGGCAGGAAGGAAGAUUGCUUCCAGCUCUUCAGAGAAGCCCAGCAGAUCCUGGAGCGGAGACAAGAGUGCCUGGAGAAGCUAGAGGCUUUUCUGGACACCCACAGAGUAGCUGCCAACAUGCUACAGAGUCUGAAGCAGACAGUGGAGAAUGCCAGCAACUGGGACAAAGGCAAGACGGAUUCACUACAGCAGGAGCUGAGGGACAUCGUCCCCGAUAUCAACAAGCUGGAAAAGCUGGCCGUCAGUUUGGACGGUGGCCUCAGCAAGGCUCAUUACCACCUGUGUGAGGGCUCAUCAGAGCAGCGGACCUCCUGCAGAGCCCUGGCUGAUGUCCUCAUUGCCGAACUGGAGUUGGUGCAGAACCUCCUGGGAACAAAGCAGAGUGAGGCUGAAGCCUUGGAAACUCUCUGGAGUGCCUUCAGCGAACGCAAGGAGCAGCUGCUGAGGAGCAUUGAGGACACUGAGGAAAAAGCUGACCAUCAGGGGCUGAAAGAGCCCAGUCUCCUGGCUCUACAGCAAAGGUUGAGGUUUUUUAAUGAAUUGGAGGAUGAGCUGAAUUCCCACCAUCAUGAGGGCCAGUGGUUGAAAGAUAAAGCGAAACAGCUGGCUCAGAAGGAUUCUGGACUAGCUACUGAAGCACUCAAGGAAAUUAGUCUGAUAGAAGCAACAUGGGAAGAUACGAAGAGACUCAUUAGUGACAAUCAGGAGCAGUGUAAUGUGCUGGUGGAUCUCAUGAGGGAAUACCAAAGCAUGAAGUCCUCCAUCAACAAGAUAGUGGAGAGAGCUGAAAAUGUGUCCGACAUCAAAUCUGCACUGAAGGACCAGGAGGACAUCAGGAGAGUUCUGUCGAAGCACGAAGCUGCAAAGGCGGAGAUGACUGGAAGCCAAGAGGAGCUGGAUGAAUUCACCUUGAAAGGAAAACAUCUCUUGAAUGAGCUGAAGAAGAUCCCAGACUGUGACACUCUAGUUGUGAGGAAGGACAUGGAAGCCAUUGUGGAUCAGUGGCUUGAUGUGUCAGAGAGAAUAGAUGAAAACAUCGAACGGCUCAGUUUGAGUGUGGCUCUGUGGGAGGAGGUGCUUGGUAUUAAUGAAGAGAUUGAAUCCUGGUCCAACAGCUCUGUCACUGAGCUCAGCAACCAAAUGAGCAACCUCAGCAGCAGCCAGAGACUGGAGGAGCGGCUCAUGGAGUUUCAGACCGAGGUUGAGAAUAAGGAGCAGAAGCUGAAGACCUUGACUGUAAAAGUGUCUGAGCUGAAGCAACACAUCAAGAGUGAAGAACCUCCCACAGAACUACAGGUUCUUGAAGCUGAUCUAAGGAAAAAGAUUGGUCAUGCCCAGGAGAUAUCUGAGCAAGCAAAGGGGACACUGAGAGACUUCAACUCACAGAAGCAGAGGCUGGAGGAAUUCAUUUCGCAAAUGACAGACUGGCUGAGGAAAGUUGAACUGUCUCUGUCAUCCACUCCACACAGCUCUGACCUCGAGGGCAUUAGAAAAGUCAAGGAUAUCCAGAAAGAACUUCAGAACCAGCAAAGCAGUAUCGACUCAACUCGGGAGAAUCUCAACACUUUGUGCAGGAAGUAUCCCUCCAGUGAACUGGAGAGGCUGGGAUGUGCCCUAACUGAGCUCAUCAAGAAAUACGAGGCAGCAAAUCAGCUCUCCACUAAGACUCUCUCCAGCCUGCAGGACAAACUCCAGCGGCACUUCAAUGAUCUCGUUCGGGAGUUUCACGGUUGGCUUUCCAGUCUGAAGGCAGGUGUUAAAGACUGCUCUGACAGAGCUGGGGACAGGAAUGUAAUGGACAAUAAGCUGCAGAAACUAAAGGACGCUCUGAGCCGUGUUGGUGAAGGAGAGACGAAGCUGACCCUGGUGUGCGAGGAAGGGGAGAAGCUCCUGCUGCAUUUGCCCAAAGCCAGCGCAGGACACGUCCAGCAGCAGCUGUCCUCCAGCCAGCAGGACUGGGACAGCUUUGUGGAGCAGUGCAGGCAGAACCAGCAGGCGCUUGAGGAGAGCACAGCUCAGCUCGCAGGAUUCGAGAACCGGCUGAAGAAGCUGAGCUCAUGGCUGGAGAAGAUGGAAGAGAGUCUCAGCUCCAAGAUGCUGGGAGAGCUGAAGCAAAACAUUCCUGAGAAGAAGGCCGAGCUGGAGAAGGUGGAAGAAUUUAACAAUAAGUUGCUCAAAGAGAGAGACUCCUUUGAGAGGCUGUGCCUGGAGUCUCAGGGCCUGAGUGAGUCUGGCCGUGGGGAUGGAAUGGAGGUUCGCAUCACCACCCAGCUGCAGACAGACUACCAGAACCUGCUGAAAGGAGUAAAGGAUCAGCUGCGCAGCUGCCAGGCAGUUUUGCAGGAACACCUGGCCUUUGAAGAGACCCUCCAGAACACCUGGACCUGGCUCAGAGGGGUACAGGACAGGCUGGCAGCUGUUAACACCUCCAUUGGCAGUAAAGACACUCUGGAGAAGAGGCUCCUGCAUGUACAGGAAAUCCUGCUGAUGAAGGGUGAAGGCGAGGUGAAGUUGAACAUGGCCAUUGGGAAAGGGGAACAGACAAUGAAGAGCAGCAAUGAAGAAGGGCAGGAAGUGAUCCGCUCUCAGCUUCAGAGCCUGAAGGAUGCAUGGGCCAAUGUCAUCAUGACCUCUAUGAGCUGCCACAGCCGCUUGGAGUGGACCGUGGCUCAAUGGAGCAGCUUCCUGGAGAGUGAGAGCCAGCUGCAGCAGUGGAUGGAGUCUGUGGAGCAGGAGGUGGGGGUCCCCCUGCCGCCGCAGCCCGGGCUCAAGGAGAAAGCUGCCCAGCUGGACCGCUUUCGCGCCAUCCUGGCUGAUGUGGAGGAGCACUCCGCUGCCCUGAGCCGCCUCGCUGAGAAGGCUGCGGAGCUGUGCGAGAAAACCGGCGAUGCCUCCUUCAGGGAGGAAGCACAGGCAGAGCUGAAGACGCAGUUUGGGGACAUCACAGCAGUCGUCAGGGGUAAAGUGAAAAACAUGGAAGAAAUUGUUGAAGAGCACGAGCUCUAUAUGGAAGCUGUGAGAGAAUUCUCUGACUGGCUGCAUUCAGCCAAGGAAGAGCUCCAGCGCUGGUCAGACAUGUCUGGGGAUUUUGCUUCAUUACAGAAAAAACUAAACAGAGUUCGGGAACUGAUUGAUUCCAGGCCGAGUGGCAGAGGGAGGCUGAGCCGAGCGCAGCAGCGGGCUGCAGCGGCGAGGGAGCACACAGCUGGCAGCGGCUGCGAGCUGAUAGACGGGGAGGAGGGGGCCCUGCUUUGUGCCUGGGAGCAGUGGGAGGGGAGCGCGCUGCAGACCCGCGAAAACCUGGAGAACGCCCUGAGUCAGAUGGCCAGCUCCGAGCAGGAGUUCGCUGCCCAGGCUGCCCAGCUGGAGCAGGACUUGCAGGAGUUUGGGAAUCAUCUCAAGGACUGGAACCAAAAACUGAGCCAACUGGAGGGGAAAAACAGCAGUGAGGACGCGAUACAGGGGUGGCAGAUUGCUAAGGAAACACUGGACAGUCUGAUGAAAGCAGAGCCCAUGUCAGACAGCCUGAAGACUCAGUUAAAUGAUCUCUGUCGAUUCUCUAGAGACCUCAGUUCACAGUCGGAGAAAGUGUCUGCAUUGAUUAAAGUGUACAACAGUCUCAGCCUCCAGGCCUCUAAGGAAUGUCAGAACAAGGAGAAGCUGCUGGACCAGAGAUUCCGCACUGCUUUUCGAGACUUCCAGCAGUGGCUGGUCAAUGCCAAAAUCAACACUGCGAAGUGCUUUGACGUCCCGCAGAAUAUUAACGAGGCAUCCACAGGCUUGCUGAAGAUACAGGAAUUCUUGAAUGACAGAGAGCAUGGCCAAUCCAAGCUAAAUGCUGUUAUAAUCAAUGGAGAGCUACUGAGCAGGAUUGUAACCAAAGAUAAAGUAGACACCAUUCAAGCCAAAGUGACCAGUGCCAGGGAUGACUGGAAGACCCUGAUGUCAAAUCUGCACCAGAGAGAGACUGCAUUGCAGAGUCUUCAGUCGCAGAUGAAAGAUUUUGAGGCCAGUGCAGAGCCUCUCCAGCAGUGGCUGAAUGGCACUGAAACUGCAGUGCAGGAGAGCAGCACCCGUCUACACGACCUGCCCACCAAGAAGCAGGAGCUCCACAAGCUGCAGUCCGUCCUUGAGGAAAUAGCCUCUCAGGAAUUUCAGCUGAACAGGCUGAAAGAAAAGGCACAGCUGCUGUGGGAAGGACAAGCCACCGGCAAAAGCUUUAUGCACCGAGUCUCUCAGUUGUCAGCACAGUAUCUAGCUUUAAGCAACUUGACCAAGGAGAAGGUCUCCCGAAUUGACAGGAUUGUCACCGAGCACCAGCUCUUCUCUCAGGGGCUGAAAGAGCUGCAGAACUGGGUGGCAGAUGUCAAUGAAAUGCUGCAAAUGUACUGCACCCCUACUGCAGACAAAAACGUUUUGGACAGCAGGAUGGUCAAACUGGAGGCACUGCUGGCUGCUCGCCAGGAGAAGGAGAUCCAGCUGAAGAUGCUGAUCACCAGAGGGGAGUCAGUGCAGAGGAACACCUCUCCAGAAGGGGUUCCAGUCGUCCGGAAGCAGAUCCAGGAUCUGAAGGACUCCUGGGACUCCCUUCUCUCAGCUUCCAUUCAGUGCAAGAGCCAGCUGGAAGGAGCCCUGUCCCAGUGGACGAGUUACCAGGACGACGUGCGGCAGUUUGUCAGUUGGAUGGAGCGUGUGGAGGAGGGCCUGGGCAGCGCUGACAAGCAGUAUUCUGAGAUGAGGGACAAGACAGCCAAUCUGGGCAAGGCCAAGCUCGUGCAUGAAGAAGUGCUGAGUCACAGCAGCCUCCUGGAGACCAUUGCCAUGAAGGGCUCCAGCAUGGCUGAGCAUUAUGUAACCCAGCUUGAGAUCCAGGACCUGCAGGAACGCUACAGCACUGUUAAGGACAAGGCCAAGGCAGCUGUGGCCAAGGCUGAGGAGCUGGUGCUGGCGCACCAGGAGUACCAGCGUGGCCUGCACAUGUUUGAGGACUGGCUGGAGCAGGAGCAGGAGCGCCUGGGCCGCUACUCCCAGCUGGAGGGCGAUGUGGACACUCUGGAGAACACCCUGCGGGAACUGCAGAAGCUGCAAGUGCGCUGCACUGAGGGCCAGGUACUGCUGAACUCGGUACUGAGCAGUCGGGAGCAGGUGAUCCCCUGGGGAGUCCCACAGAUCGAAGACCGCGCCCUGGAGACAGCGCAGCAGGAGUGGCAGGUGUAUCAGACCCAGCUUGGGGACAGCAGGGCCCAACUCAACAGCACACUUGCCAAGCUGAGGCAAAUGGAGCAGAAGUUCCAGCACCUGGACGAGUGGCUGAAGGGCAUGGAGAGCAAGGGCAAUAUGCGCAGCGAUAGGCACUCGGACAAGGCCACCAAAGAAGCACAGCUGCAGCUGCUGAAGAACUGGCAUGAGGAGACACUGCUGUACAAAGACGAGGUGGAAGGGCUCAGCGCUCUGGCCCAGCAGGUUCUGGAGGAGACCCACAUCAGCAGCAGAGUGAGCUCUCGAGCCACACAGCUCACUGCCCGCUACCAGGCAGUGCUGCUCCACCUGCAGGAGACAAUAAAGCAGCUUGAAGAGGAAAUCAGAAGUAUUGAAGAGGCCAGGAAUGUCUUCACCUCCUUCACAGACUGGCUCAGCAAUGCGCAGAAGAACUUCAGGGCUGUGGCUGUUGGCAUUAAAGUGGUUGACCGUGUUGCCAUGGAGAGCAAGAUGAAGAAACUUGAGUCUCUCCAGAGUGACAUGGAGCUGGGGCACAGCUUCCUGAAGGCCACGCGGGAGAAGACGGAGAAAGCUGUGGCCUUCCUGGAGGAGUCGGAGGCUGGGCACCUGAGGGGGGAGGUAGACGCCCAGCUGUCACGUUUGGAGGGGCUUGUGGGAGCCCUGCGUGCAGAAUACAGUACCCUAGAGAAGUGCAUGCUCCUAUCUAAGGAGUUCCUGGACAAGUACAAGGCCCAAACGCAGUGGGUAAUGGAGACCCGAUCUCUGCUGCACUCGUCUGUCGAGCCCAAAGCCGAGCUCUACGAGAAGAAGGCCCAGUUAGCAAAGUACAAGACUAUCCUACAGACGGUCCUGUCCCACGAGUCCUCGGUGAGAUCUGUGAUUGAGAAAGGAGAAGCCCUUCUCGAAACUGUUCCCGAUCCUUCUAUCAGAGACAACAUGGUGCGACUAAAUGAGGAUUUCCAGCAGCUGUGUACCGCAGCCAGGACACACGUGCAGACUCUGGCUGGGCGAGUGAAGGAGCAUGAAGCCUACAACACCGAGCUGCAGGAGGUGGAAAAAUGGCUGCUGCAAAUGUCCAGCAGGCUGGUGGCCUCAGACACCACGCAGAGCAGAAACCUGGAGAUGGCAACCCAACAGCUGGCUAGACACAAGGCAAUAAUGGAGGAGAUUGCUGGUUUUGAGGAAUGUCUAACAAGUCUGAAGGAGAAGGGAGAUAACCUUGUUGCCAGCUGCACGGAGCAUCUUCAAGGAAAGAUCAAACAGCCGAUUCAAGCCCAGCAGCAGGGGACGAGAGACAGCUACUCUGCCAUCUGCAGCACGGCCCAGCGUGUGUACCAGAGCCUUGACCGAGAGCUUCAGAAGCACGUCAGUCACCAGGACACGCUGCAGCAGGUCGAGAUGUGGCUGUCCACUGUCCAUGAAGAGCUACGGCUGCACUCCCAGCCCCCUUUCAGUCUGCAGGAAUCACUGAAACAGAUGAAACACUACAGAGCACUACAGGAACAGGCCAGCACUUAUCUGGACCUUGUCUGCUCAGUGUGUGACCUGUCAGAUGAAGCCGUGCAAAACGCUGCAAGAGAAAUUCAAACCAUAAAACAAAUGAUAGAGGAAAGGAUGUUGAAAACUCAAGAACUGGCCCAAAGCUGGGAGGAAAUCAAGCAGCAAAAGUCAGAGCUAAUGAGCCAUUUCCAGGAUCUAGAGCAGCAGCUCCAGACCCUCAGCAGGAGACCCGCAGAACUUGAGAUAAAGAUUGCCCAGAACAUGCUGGUUCAAGUGCAGGAAUUCAGCCAACAUCUGCAGUCCAAGCAAGGGAUCCUCACCAGAAUGACAGAGAGUGUGAACAGGCUUACAGAGGGCCAGGAGUCACCAGAGCAUACAGAGAUUGGUCACCUGAGCAGCAACUGGCUGGAACUCUGUCAUCAAGUGAACAAGCUACUCCAUCAGCGACAGGAGGAUCUACAGAAGACCAGGGACUACCAUGACCAGAUCAGUGCUGUUGAGGUGAUCUUUGACAUGGUGUCCAGAGAGUGGGACAACCUGGCCAGGACUGAUGCUGAAAGCACAGCUGAACACUUAGAAGCACUGAAGAAACUUGCAGCUGUCCUUGAAAAGCAGAGGGGCACCCUUGAUGACUUGAAAGAGCACAGGCAAAAAGUGAUUCAACGCCUGAACUUAGAUGAUAAGGAGCUGGUAAAGGAGCAGAUAGGACACUUUGAGCAGCGCUGGGCUCAGCUGGAGAGUCUGAUUGAGAAGAAGAUCCAAGAUUCAGUGGUCACUUUGGAGGACAUGAGCCAGGUGGAGUCUAGGCUGAAAGAGGCUCGGGAGUGGGCUGAGGAGCAACAGCCAGCCUUAUCUGAAGCCAUGAAAAUGAGCCCCCCUCCAGACCUGGCUCAGAGCUUUCUGUUUGACCAUCUCAGUAUCUGCAGUGAGCUGGAAUCCAAACAGCUGCUCCUUGGUCAGGCCAUGACAGAUGCAGACAGAGUAAUGACUCACCUUGGACUGAAUGAACGCCAGAGGCUUCAGCAACUGAUCUCAGAAACCCAAACUGAGGUGGAGUCCCUGAGUGCAAAGGUUAUCCAGCGGCGAAAGUACCUGAGCAAAGCUUUCACUGAAAGGACACAGUUCCUCCUGGCUGUAAACCAAGCCAUCAGCUGGAUUCAACAAAAUGAGAAAAAGGCUGUAGCAGAAGAGCACAUAGCUCUCUUGCCUGAUGACCUGAGCAAGCAAGUUAGGACUUGCAGGAAUGUUCAGAGAAGCUUAAAAGCCUACCAGAGUGAGCUUACAUCCUUAUGGUCUCAGGGAAGGGAUCUGAUGAAAGAUGCCACUGAGGAUGAAAAGGCUGAAAUACUAACUAAGCUGCAGGAGUUGCAGAACAUUUUUGAGACUGCUCUUCAGAAGUGUACUCAAAGGCUGCUGGAGCUGGAGAAAGUGCUGGUGUCCAGAAAAUACUUCAGAGUGGAUCUGGAUAAAACUUGCCAGUGGUUGAAACAGGCCGACAUUGUAACAUUUCCUGAGAUUAACCUCAUGAAUGAAGACACAGAACUGUAUGUGCAACUCGACAAAUACCAGAAAAUAUUAGAGCAGGCUACUGAAUAUGAAAAUCUCCUUUUGAUUGUUCAGAGGACAGGUCAGGAAAUACUACCCACUCUUAAUGAAGUGGACCACUGUUACUUAGAUGAAAAGCUCAAUGCUCUCCCGCAGCAAUACAACAGCAUUUUAGCUUUGGCUAAAGAAAAGAGAGAGAAAAUUCAACAGGCCAUUCUGGGGCGCAAGGAAUAUGCUUCGUUUAUCGAAGUCACAAGUAGGGCAUUGAAAGAACUGGAGGAGCAAUUUUAUAAUAUAGGAAAACAUCCCAUUAGCCUUCAGCCUGGAGAUAUUGUGAAUUUGCAGGAUGAGUAUAAAGCUCUCCUCAAUGAUCUGAUGACCUUGGGCUCGGCUGUGAGUGAAUUGAAUCAGAAGAAAGAAGGUUUCCGCAGUACUGGUCAACCCUGGCUGCCAGAAGAAAUAUCUCGGCUUGUGAGCAUGUACACUGGACUCAAAAGGCGGACUGAGCAGAAAGUGAGUUCUUUAGAUGAAACCUUGGAAGCCUUCAAAGAACACGAAGCUAUGGCCGUGCAACUGGACACACAGCUGAAGGCCAUCAAAGAGGAGCUGGUCAAGGUUAAUGGAGAGACUCAUUUGGCUGAGGAAAAACUAAAAAACUAUCACACCCUGGCCUUCAGUCUUCAAGACGCUAGUUCCCUCCUGAAGAGAAUGGUAGAACAGCUGGAGAGCCUGUGUCCACAACUUGACCAAGCUGCCUAUCACUCCUCCAGUCAGCAGGCCAAUGCCUGGCGAGAGGAGCUGCAGUCCUUGCAGUCUGCCAUCGGGGAGAUGACAGGAGAGUGUGAGAGCAGGUUUGUGCAAAGCAAAGACUUCCAGACUGAGGUCAGACGAACAAUGGACUGGCUCCAUCAAGUCAGGGAGGAGAUGGAUGUUCCGGUCAGUCUGGUUGUAAAGGUGGAGAAGAUCCAAGAGGAGAUCCGAAAGCAGCAGAUUGUCCAGGAGGAGGUCCUGUCCAGGCUCCGGAUUAUGGCUGCCUUAAGCAGCAAAGAAAAGCAGAAAUACAGUAGUGCCAAUGAGCUUGUCCCAGCUGAUGUGGAUGCCAGUCUGGAGGAGCUGGCAAAGCUACAGACUGAUGUUCAGCAAACCCUGGCCACCAAGCAGGGGUCCCUCGAGAAGGCCCUUGCCUGUUGUCAGAGCUGCAACUCCUCAGUGCAGUUUGUUAGUGACUGGCUGGAGGAUGCCAGUGUUCUUCUACAGGAAGUCAGCUCUGGGCUCGAUGUAGAGAACAGUGAGGACUCCAUCAAGCAGCACAGUGAGUUCCUGGCCACAGAAAAGGACCUUCUUGGCCACCUCCAGGAGUUGGAGGCCUUACUGCCUCAGCUGGAAGGUUUUAUUACUGCUGCAGCUAAUGAGCAGCUGAGGCAGAGUGUGGCAUCCUUACAGCAGAGAGGCGAGGAGGUCAGAAAACAACUGCACUGUCACCAGGAUCUAUUGCACAGCUCUGCAUCCCAGUGGCAAGCCUACCACACCGCAAGACAGACUGUCAUUGAAUUAUUGAAUGAGGCUGAGAAGAAACUUACUGAAUUUUCUACAGCCAAGGCAGCCACAAGUGAAGAGGCUGAAGAAAAGCUCAAAAGUCACAAAACCCUGGUCGCCAUGGUGAGCGGGUUCCAUGAGAAGAUCACGGGCCUGGAGGAGCAGGCCUCCCGGCUGGAGCAGGUGGGCAACGACGCCAGCAAGGCUGCCAUCAGCCGCUCCAUGACCACGGUGUGGCAGCGCUGGACCCGGCUCCGCAGCGUGGCACGAGGCCAGGAGAGGGUCCUGGAGGACAGCGCUCAGGAAUGGAGAAGCUUCCGGGAUAAGAUGGAGAAGGCAACCAGCAUUGCGGAAGAGCUGCAGGCUCGUGUGCCGGACAGCUCUGUGGAGAAAGCCUCCAAAGCUGCCCUGCAGGGCCUCCUGGAGUACCACGACUCCUUCAGCCAGGAGGUAGAGCGUGAGCACUCGGCCCUCGCCCUGCUGCGCCAGUACGCCCUCAGCUUCCUUCGAGACGUGGCCGUCCCCGCGGCCCCGCAGGAAGAGCUGCCCAGCCUGCUGGAAAUUAAAGUCAUGCAGGACGGCUAUGAAAGCCUGCUGCAGCAGGUGAGGAAGAGCAGGAAGGUUGUGCUGCAGGAGCUGAAGGAACGGGAGGAGGUGGAGAAGGAGCUGAACCUGGUGAAGACCUGGAUGCAGGACGCGCGAGAGCUCCUGCUCAGCCCCUCGGGCGACGUGGAUGCCCUCCUCCAGGAGCUGGAGGUCCUGCAUGGAGAUGUGAUUGCCCACCGUCAGAAUGUGGAGAAGAUAGCCGAACAGCAGCAGACGAAGUAUCUAGAUCUGUACACCAUCCUCCCGUCGGAGAUCUCCGUGCAGCUGGCUGAAGUGACGUUGGCCUUGGGAGCCACUGAGGAUCAGGUACAAGCCAAAGAGAGAGAAAUACAGCAGACACGAGAUAUAAAGGAGGACUUCAGCUCAAGAAUUCAUGAGGUUUCAGAGAAGAUGAAGACCAUUUCUGUGAAACUUAAAGAAAAAGCAACAGAUCUUGCUCAAGCUAAAGAGGAAACAAAGUGCCUUUGUGAUGAGUUGGAGAGUUGUGGAAUUAAACUCCUUGAGUUGGAUGCGUCAGUGCAGGAGUUUGGGGAGCAAAAUCCCCUUUUGGGAAAACAACUGAAUGAUGCCAUAGGAAAACUCACUGAGAUUCAUCAUCACACUCAAAGACUGGCAGAUUACAAGACUGCUAAACUGAAGAAGGCGGCCACACAUUUAGAUGAGUAUAAUGAAAUGCUCGAUUUUAUCAUGAAGUGGGCAGAGAAAGCAAAGACGCUGGUGAAAAGCAGCGUGGUCUGGAGUUCAGCUUCACACCUCCACGACCAGAUAAGGACCUACCAGUCUGUACUGCGCGAGUCCAGAGAGAUCCACAGCGACCUGGAGGCCAUGGCAGAGAAGGCCGAGUAUCUGUCGGAAGUGCUGCACACGGAGGCCAUGACCCUGCAGGUGUCUGAGCUGAGCCGGCAGGCCGAGGAGCUGCAGCAGGCCAUCCGCACCCGCCUGCAGAACCUGCAGGACGCAGCCAAGGACAUGGAGAGAUUUGAGUGUGAAGUGAAAGCCCUGCAUGCGGCACUGGAACAGACCCAAAUCACCCUGACCUCACCUGAACUGGCCCGCUUGAGCCUGAAGGAGCAACUUGCCCAAAGACAGCGCUUGCUGACUGAGAUGGAGGGCUUCAAGCAGAAAGUCCAUGCAGUGCAGGUGUGUCAGAGUGCCCUGCGGAUCCCAGAGGAGGUGGUGACUAGCCUGCCUAUCUGUCAGACCGCGCUGGGGCUGCAGCAGGAGGCCAGUCAGCUGCAGCACACUGCCAUCCAGCAGUGUAACAUUCUGCAGGAGGCAGUGGUGCAGUACGAGCAGUAUGAGCUGGAGGUGAAGCACCUGCAGUGCCUGAUCGAGGAAGCUCACCGCGUCAUCCAGGACAGGCCCGUCUCCACCAGCAACAUCCAGGAGCUGCAGGCUCAGAUCCUUCACCAUGAGGAGCUAGCCCAGAAGAUUAAAGGUUACCAGGAGCAGAUCGCCUCCCUGAAUUCCAAAUGCAAGAUGCUGACAAUGAAAGCCAAGCAUGCCACAAUGCUGCUGACUGUCACAGAGGUGGAAGGGCUGUCAGAAGGCCUUGAUGAGCUGGAUGCUGAGGUCCUCUCCAAACACCCUGCUACUCACCCCUCUGUGGUGAUGAUGACCGCUGGUCGCUGCCACACACUCCUCUCACCUGUCACAGAGGAGUCUGGGGAAGAGGGAACCAACAGUGAGAUUUCCUCCCCACCUGCCUGUCGCUCCCCUUCACCUGUGGCUAACAAUGAUGCUUCCGUUAACCAGUUGCAGACAGCAGCUGGUAAGAUUCAGCCCAGCAAAGUGCCUCCGCCGGAGCUGUACGAGGCAGGACUGGAGUCUGCUGCUGUUGCCAAUCUGGACGACCUGCAGCGCUCAUGGGAGACCCUUAAGAAUGUGAUCAGUGAAAAGCAGAGGACUUUGUACGAAGCUCUCGAGCGACAGCAGAAGUACCAGGAUUCACUUCAAUCAAUCUCUACCAAGAUGGAAUCUGUUGAAGUCAAGCUCAAUGAAGCACUGAAGGAUGACAAGACUCCAGAGAGCCAGAUGGCUGCCCAUCAGGCCCUAAUGGACGAGAUCUUGAUGCUCCAGGAUGAGAUCAAUGAGUUGCAGACAUGCUUUGCUGAGGAGCUGGUGGCUGACAAUCUGGAUACGGAUACUGCUGACCAGCUGGCAAUGCAGUCCACGCUGACCGUGCUGGCUGAGAGGAUGGCCACCAUCCGCAUGAAGGCAUCAGGAAAGCGUCAGCUUCUUGAGGAACGGCUCAAUGAGCAGCUGGAGGAGCAGAGACAGGAGCAGGCCCUGCAGCGGUACCACAGCGAGGCAGAUGAGCUGGACCACUGGCUGCUCAGCACCCGGGCCUCUCUGACCACAGCUCUGCGGCCCAACCAGGAGACGAUGGACAUGGAGGAGCAGCUCACUGACUGCCAGAACAUGCUCCUGGAGAUUGAGCAGAAGGUGCUGUCCCUGUCGGAGCUGUCGGUGCACAGCGAGAGCCUGCUGCUGGAGGGGAAAGCGCACACCCGGGAUGAAGCCGAGCAGCUCGCCCUGAAGCUCCGCACGCUGAAGGCCAGCCUGCUGGAGCUGCAGAGGAUGCUGCAGGACAAGCAGAUCAACAUCCAAGCCACUGUUGUAUGGGAAGAGCUGAAAGCAUCUCAGAGACUGCAUCAGGGCUCUCUGCAGGAGAAGGAGGACAGUGAGCCGGACUCUGCCCUGUCUCAAAGCCCCAGUGUCCAGGAUUGGUUGAUCCAGGCCAGGACCACUCGCUCCCAGCAGUACCAGGACAGCAUCCAGCGGCAGAAGGAGCUGGAGGAGCAGCUGGCGGAGCAGAAGAAGCUCCUCCAGUCGGUGGCGAGUCGCGGGGAGGAGCUGCUUACCCAGCAAGCCACUCCCAACGGAGUCAGUGACAAGCCUAACGUGAUUGCCCAGGAGCUGGAUUUGGAAGGAGAAAGGCUUGUCGCAUUGGAGCAGAUGAGACUGAAGUGGGAAAGUCUCAACAAAGAACUCAACACCAAACAGCAGCUUCUGCAGGACACACUAGAGCAAGACCAUAGGCAGCCGGUCUAUAGCAGGCCCAGCAGAGUUUCGUCUGCAGGCCCGCUAUUCAAAGGAGACACACAGGCUCAGGACAAGUCAUCAGUCAAGUCUCUGUUCGGUGGUUUCAGCCAAGCCUUUGAAGAAGUCUCCUCUCAGAUGGUGGGAAUGGAGAAGCAGGGCUUACCUUUGGAGCAACAGCUCUACAGUGCGGCUUCUGCAACCUCAUCCUGGGUGGACGGGGUUGAAAACAGCCUCUUUGCCGGCCCUGUGCUUUUAGCUGAAGACACUGAAACACAGCUCAGCAAUCAGGAGGUGCUCGGCAAGGACAUUAAAGAAGUGACAGAGGAGGUGGACAGGAAUAAGGAGCUGUUCCAAGGAGUGGCGGGACUGUGUGACGAGAACCGGGAGGUGAUCGAGGACACACUCUGCUGCCUGCAGGAGCGUCUGGGCACAUUGGACCUGGUGGUCAGCCAGAGGAGCGAGCACAUGAAGGCUAGGCUGCAGGAGCUGACUGCCUUUCAGACGGAGUUGAAGCUGCUCUUCACUGCCCUGAGUGAGAGUAAAUACCAAAUUCUCCAGAAGUUGGCAGAUGCCCUAGACCGACCUGCUUCUAAACAAAUGGAGGCUAUUGCAGAAGCAGAGGAAGGUUUGAAAGAAUUUGAACAAAGUAUCACUGAGAUCAAAUCCAGAGGAGAAGAGUUACAAACUGACCAGGUUUCCACUCAAGAGCUUCUCAAGCUCCAGGAUGCCUAUGAGGAGCUGGUGCUGACUGUGGGCUCACGCCGCAGUGGGCUGAACCAGAAUCUAGCCCUGAAGGGCCAGUUUGAGCGGGCUCUCCAAGACCUGGCUGACCUGGUGGACACAGCUCAGGACAAGAUGGCGGCUGACCAGAAAAAAAUAGCCAGCUCUGUCGAGGAAGUCCAGAACCAUCUGGACAAACACAAGGAGUUUUUCCAGGGAUUGGAAUCCCAUAUGAUCCUGACACAGACAUUCUUCAGGAAAAUCAGCAGCUUUGCCUUGCCCAGGGAGUGUCAGUCCCUCAACGAGGUGCUGGCACAGGCUACAGGGGUGCUGAAACUCGCCCACAAGAGAGGGGUGGAGCUGGAGUAUAUCCUGGAGACAUGGACCCAUCUGGAAGAAGACUACCAGUCCCUGUACCGACAGCUGGAGGCAGUGGAGUGCAGCAUCCCCAGCGUGGGGCUGGUGGAAGAAACAGAGGAGAGACUCACAGAGAGGAUUGCACUGUAUCAGCGGCUGAAGACAAGUUUGACUGAGCACCAGCACCAGCUCUACCAGGUGCUGGAUGAUGGGAAGAGGCUUCUGAUGUCCGUGUGCUGUCCUGAUCUGGAGAGUCAGCUGACGCAGCUUGGAGAGCACUGGCUCAACAAUACCACUAAAGUCAACAAGGAGCUGCACAGAUUGGAAACAAUCCUGAAGCACUGGACAAGGUACCAGAAUGAGUCAGCUGAACUGGGUCAGUGGCUCCGGUCAGCUCUGGACCGUUUGGAGUUCUGGGCGACUCAAUCAGUUACAGUACCUCAAGAGCUAGAGACUGUUAGAGACCACCUUAAUGCUUUCCUGGAAUUCUCCAAAGAAGUGGACGCCAAGUCGUCUCUGAAGUCAUCGGUGCUGAGCACAGGGAACCAGCUGCAGCGGCUGAAGAAGGUGGAUACAGCGGGCUUGCGCUCGGCCCUGGCUCAGGUUGACACGCAGUGGGCCGAGCUGCUCACACGCAUCCCUGUGGUGCAGGAGAAGCUCCAUCAGCUGCAAAUGGAGAAGCUGCCAUCUCGCCAUGCUAUCACAGAACUGAUGAGCUGGAUCUCACAGAUGGAGAAAGUGAUUGAGGAAGAUGAGGAGAAGAUCAAAGGUGUAGUCGGAUCAGAGGCCAUUCAAGGGUACCUACAGAUGUAUAAGGGCUUUAAGAUUGAUAUCAACUGCAAACAGCUGACUGUGGAUUUUGUGAACCAGUCAGUCCUUCAGAUAAGCCAGGAUGUGGAGAGUAAGCGCAGUGAUAAAACUGACUUUGCAGAGAGACUUGGAGUGAUGAACAGGCGCUGGCAGAUCCUCCAGGGCCUGAUAACCGAGAAGAUCCAGCUGCUGGAGGGCUUGCUGGAGUCAUGGCUGGAGUACGAGAGCAGCGUGCAGAGCCUGAAGACCUGGUUUACUGCACAGGAGGAAAGACUGAAGAAGAAGCACAGGAUUGAAGAUGUGGCCUCUGUCCAAAAUGCACUGAAAGACUGCCAGGAGCUUGAGGAGAUGGUCAAGGAGAAGGAAAAGGAUGUUGAGAAAGUGGAAGAACGUGGCUGCUCUCUGAUACAGAAGACAAAAGAAGAAGCCUGUAAUGUUGUUAUGGAAACACUGCAAGGGCUCAAUCACAGCUGGGCUAAUCUGGAUCACCUGAUUGGACAGCUGAAGAUCAGUUUGAAGUCAGUGCUGGACCAGUGGAACUUGUACAAGAAAGCCUCAGAGGAGAUCCAUGGCUACCUGAUGGAGGGGAGGUACUCUGUGUCUCGGUUUCGCCUUCUCACUGGCUCUCUGGAGGCCGUCAACGUUCAAGUGGAAAACCUCCAGAAUCUUCAGGAGGAGCUGGAGAAGCAGGAGAGCAGCCUGAGGAAAUUUGGCUCUGUCACACACCAGCUGCUGAAGGAGUGCCACCCAUCUGUCGCAGACACUCUCAACAACUCUCUGAAGGAUGUGAACAUGAGAUGGAACUGCCUGCUGGAGGAGAUCGCAGAGCAGCUGAAGGCCAGCAGGGCCUUGCUGCAGCUGUGGCAGAGGUACAAGGAGGUGUACGGCCAGUGCUCUUCAGCUGUGCUGCGGCAGGAGGAGCACGCCAACGAGCUACUGAAAACGGCAACCAGCAAAGACAUUGCUGAUGAGGAGGUCUCCGCCUGGAUUCAGGACUGCAGUGAUGUGCUACAUGCUCAGAAAUCAGUCCAGGACUCCCUGCUGCUCCUCCACGAGCUGGGAGAGAGGCUGAAGCAGCAGGUGGACUCCUCAGCUGUGGCCGCUAUUCAUUCUGACCAUCUCUCCCUGUCACAACGCCUGGAUGUGGUAGAGCACGCCCUCUCCAGGCAACAGGGGGUACUGCAGGCUGGCGUUCAGGACUAUGAGAGUUUCAGCAGCCAGCUGGCCAACCUGGAGGGCUGGAUCCUAGAGGCUGAGGAAAUUCUGAAAGGACAGGAUCCCAGCCGCUCUUCUGACCUCUGCUUAAUUCAGAACAGGAUGGAGGAGCUCAAGAGGCAGAUGCUGAAGUUUAGCAGCAUGGCUCCUGACCUGGAGCGUCUGAAUGAGCUGGGUUACAGGCUGCCCCUUAAUGACAAGGAGAUCAAACGCAUGCAGAACCUGAACAGAACCUGGUCAAUGACUUCAGCCCAGACCACUGAAAGAUUCAGCAAACUGCAAGCUUUCCUGCUGCAGCACCAGACUUUCUUGGAGAAAUGUGAGACCUGGAUGGAGUUCCUGGUGCAGACUGAGGAGAAGCUGGCUGUAGACAUCUCUGGAAAUUACCAGAGCCUGCUAGAGCAACAGAGGGCACACGAGCUGUUCCAGGCAGAGAUGUUUAGCCGCCAGCAGAUCCUGCACUCCAUUAUCGGUGACGGACAGAGGCUCCUGGAACAGGGACAGGUGGACGACAGGGACGAGUUCAACUUGAAGCUGGCGCUGCUCAGUAACCAGUGGCAGGGAGUGAUCCGCCGGGCCCAGCAAAGGAGGGGCAUUAUUGACAGCCUGGUCCGGCAGUGGCAGCGCUACAGGGAGAUGGCGGAGAAGCUGCGGAAGUGGCUGGUCGAAGUGUCCCAGCAGGCCGAGAGCCGGCAGGAGGGAACAGCAGUGCCUCUGCAGCAGGCCAGAGCCAUGCUGGACCAAGUUCAGCUGAAGGAAAAGGUGCUCCAGCGCCAGCAGGGGAGCUACAUCUUGACAGUGGAGGCCGGACGGCAGCUCCUCCUGUCUGCAGACAGCAAGGCCGAGGCUGCACUGCACACGGAGCUCACUGAGAUUCAAGAGCGCUGGAAGAUGGCCAACAUCCGCCUGGAUGAGCAGAAGAGGGAACUGGCCACACUGCUCAAGGACUGGGAGAGGUGUGAGAAAGGGAUCGGGGGCUCCCUGGAGAAGCUCCGAGCCUUCAAGAAGAAACUCUCCCAGCCUCUGCCUGACCACCACGAUGAGCUGCACACGGAACAGAUCCGCUGCAAGGAGUUAGAGAACACCUUUGACGGGUGGACCGAGGACCUUGCUCACCUGUGUCUGCUGAAAGAGUCCCUGUCAAGCUACAUCAGUGCCGAUGACCUGUCAGUGCUGCAGGAGCGGAUUGAGUUGCUGCACCGGCAGUGGGAGGAGCUGUGCCACCAGCUCGCGCUACGCCGGCAGCAGGUGAGUGACAAGCUGAACGAGUGGGCAGUGUUCAACGAGAAGAACAAGGAGCUGUGCGAGUGGCUGACGCAGAUGGAGAGCAAAGUCUCUCAAAAUGGAGACAUCAGCAUCGAGGAGAUGAUUGAAAAACUCAGAAAGGACUACCAGGAGGAAAUCUCUGUAGCCCAAGAAAACAAGACCCAGCUUCAUCUGAUGGGUGAGCGGCUUGCCAAGGCCAGUCAUGAGAGCAAAGCAUCAGAGAUCGAGUACAAGCUCAGCAAAGUCAAUGAACGCUGGCAGCACCUUCUGGACCUCAUUGGAGCAAGGGUGAAGAAGCUGAGGGAGACUCUGGUCGCUGUUCAGCAGCUGGAUAAGAACAUGAGCAGCCUGAGGUCCUGGCUGUCCCACAUCGAGACGGAGCUCGCCAAGCCCAUUGUCUACGAGACCUGCAACUCCCAGGAAAUUCAGAAGAAGCUCUCUCAACAGCAGGAUCUCCAGAGAGAUAUUGAGAAGCACAGCACCGGCGUGGCGUCGGUGCUGAACCUGUGUGAAGUGUUGCUGCAUGACUGCGAUGCCUGCGCCACCGAGACCGAGUGCGACUCCAUCCAGCAGGCCACCCGCAACCUGGACCGCCGAUGGAGAAACAUCUGCGCCAUGUCCAUGGAGCGGAGACUCAAGAUCGAAGAGACCUGGAGGCUGUGGCAGAAGUUCCUGGAUGACUUCUCGCGUUUUGAAGACUGGUUGAAAACAUCAGAGAGAACAGCUGCCUUCCCCAACUCAUCUGGAGUGCUUUACACAGUGGCCAAAGAGGAGCUCAAGAAGUUUGAGGCGUUCCAGCGCCAAGUCCACGAGAGCCUGACCCAGCUGGAGCUCAUCAACAAGCAGUACCGGCGGCUGGCGCGGGAGAACCGCACGGACUCGUCUUGCCACCUCAAGGAGAUGGUCCACAACGGCAACCAGAGAUGGGACAACCUGCAGAAGAGAGUGUCCUCCAUCCUGCGUAGACUGAAGCACUUUAUCAGCCAGAGAGAAGAGUUUGAGACAGCCAGGGAUAGUAUCCUGGUGUGGCUGACAGAAAUGGACCUGCAGCUGACCAACAUUGAACACUUUUCUGAGUGCGAUGUGCAGGCGAAGAUAAAGCAGCUCAAGGACUUCCAGCAGGAGAUCACCCUCAACACUGGCAAGAUUGAGCAAAUCUUCCACCAGGGGGAGGCUCUCAUUGAGAAGAGCGAGCCACUGGAUGCUGCCGUCAUUGAGGAGGAGCUGGAGGAGCUGCACAGAUACUGUCAGGAAGUGUUUGGCCGGGUUGACCGCUACUACAGGAAGCUCAUCCGCCUUCCGCUGACCGAUGAUGAGCACGACGUGUCUGACAGGGAGCUCGACCUGGAGGAGGCGCUAGAACUCUCCAGCCUGCCCUGGAGCGACCGGGCAGGGGACAGUCUGCUGUCGCCACAACCCUCCUCAGGCCAUUCCGCCUCCCUGGUUCCCCCGCUGCGGACCGAGCGCUCGGGCCGGGACACCCCCGCCAGCGUGGACUCCAUCCCCCUGGAGUGGGACCACGACUACGACCUGAGCCGCGGCUUGGAGACCAUGACCAGGGCCUUGGCACCCGAGCAGGACGAUGAUUCCCAGGACGCGGAUGAGCACGGCAAGGAGUUCCACCUCCAAGGAGCUUCUGCCGUCACAGAUGUAGUGAUUCCUGAGAGCCCAGAGGCCUAUGUAAAACUGACCGAAAAUACACUGAGGUCAACCUCUGGUGAGGCGGGAUCCCUAGAAACACACAUCAGGCAGCUGGACAAGGCCCUGGACACCAGUCGCUUCCACCUGCAGCAGACGGAGAACAUCAUCCGCAGCAGAACUCCUACCGGCCCGGAGCUGGACUCUACAUACAUGGGAUACAUGAGGCUGUUGAGCGAGUGCCGGGGUAGCAUUGACACGGUGAAGCGGGUUGGAUCUGUCCUGAAAGAGGAAGAGGACAAGCUGUCAGGGCUUAUUAAUCUCAACAGCACAGAAACGCAGACCUCAGGUGUGAUUGAGCGCUGGGAGCUGAUUCAGGCCCAGGCUCUCAGCAAAGAGCUGCGAAUGAAGCAGAAUCUCCAGCAGUGGCAGCAGUUCAACUCUGACCUGAACAGCAUCUGGGACUGGCUGGGGGAGACAGAGGAACAGCUGGAGCAGCUGCGGCAGCUGGACCUCAGCACAGACAUCCAAACCAUCGAGCUCCGCAUCAAGAAGCUCAAGGAGCUCCAGAAGGCCAUGGACAACCGCAAAGCCAUCGUGCUGUCCAUCAACCUGUGCAGCUCGGAGUUUGUGCAGUCGGAGACAGAGGAAGCGCAGGAGCUGCGGGCGCGGCUGAGCCAGAUGAACAAGCGCUGGGACCACAUUGGCACAGCCAUCGAGGACUGGCGCGGCUCGCUGCAGGAUGCUCUCAUGCAGUGCCAUGAUUUCCAUGAAAUGAGCCAUGGACUCCUGCUAUGGCUGGAGAACAUUGACAGAAGAAGAAACGAAAUCGUUCCCCUUGAUUCUACCCUGGAUACAGACACUCUCCAGGACCACCACAAAACUCUUAUGCAAAUUCGGCGGGAGCUGCUGGAGUCCCAGCUGAAGGUGGCCUCGCUGCAGGACAUGUCCAGCCAGCUGCUGGUUAACGCCCAGGGGACCGACUGCCUGGAGGCCAAGGAGAAGGUGCACGUCAUUGGGAACCGCCUCAAGCUGCUACUCCAGGCAGUCACAAGAGACAUUAGGGAGCUGGAGAAGAUUCUGGACAUCACAAGCAGCCAGCAAGACCUGUCAUCUUGGUCUUCAGCUGAUGAACUAGAUACCUCUGGGUCUCUGAGUCCUGUCUCAGGAAGGAGCACCCCGAGUCGACGUCGAUCGCCACGGGGCAAAUGUAGUCUCUCACAGCCUGGACCCUCUGUCAGCAGUCCACACAGCAGGUCUCACAGAAGAGGUGGGUUAGGUUCUUCCCGUUCUGAGGCGCCACGCUCUCAGUCCUUCUUCCUGCGCGUCCUGAGGGCCGCCCUGCCGCUGCAGCUCCUCCUGCUCCUCCUGAUCGGCUUGGCCUGCCUGGUGCCCAUGACGGAGGAAGACUACAGCUGCACCCUCUCCAAUAACUUCGCUAGGUCCUUCCAUCCCAUGUUGAGAUACACCAAUGGGCCUCCUCCAAUAUGAACCCACGUGUGAAAAAGACUGAAGGAGUUUUUUUUAUUACUUUACCGUUAAAUAGUAUCAUUGUCAUCUUUUUUUUUUAUAUUAUCAUUUUUAUCGAGACACCUGUGUUGGUAGUCCGGGUUGUUUGUGCUGUGUCCCAGACAGGUAAAUACAGCUGCUAUUUUUGUUACUCAAGUCGGCAUUGAUCUUUGGAUGUAGCAUAAGACACAGAAAGAAAAGAAUGAGCCUAUAUCCUCUUGGACCUGAAAGACAAAUAUUUAAUAAUGUCUGACUGUAUCCAAUAAUACAUGGGUCGAUUUCAAAAUCUAGAAUAAUAAUGUGGCCACUCUGUGUAAGGUACAGCUCUAGUUUUGCUGCAUGGUCCAGGUGUGUUUUAAACCUUUAUAAGUCAAAAACAGUAUUGUUAUUUCAGUGUUUUAAGUAGAACAAAACGCCUGUGACCUCACCAAAAAAAGCUGAAUGAUUUGUAAAAUAACAUUUUAAAUAGCUUAUAUGGCAAUUAUUUUUUUACAUUUAUUUUUUUGGCAUGCUGUUAUAAUCUUUGCUUCUGAAAAUCCAGUCAAAGAUAGUCAAGUGAAGAGUAUGUAAAUGUGAAAGGCACUUUUUAAAUAUGAUGAUAACUGGAUGUAAGAAAUAAGAUCCCCGGGGUGUUUAGUGAGAUGAUGUAAAGCAAAUUAAAUAAUGAAUAAGGGUAUUUAUGUAUGUACAGUUUGCUAAAGCUGACUUUUUUUAAAAGAAAUUCUUUUGCUUUUAAUACACAUACAAUAUGAAAUACUUUUUGGUGGUGUUUAUUUAUUUUGGAGUGCUAUUGCUAAAAAUUGUCAGGUAGACAUGUGAGGAACACUUUCUAUACAUUUAUUUACAUAAAAGGCAAGAUUUGUGAAUACACCCAACCUUAUAUAGGUUGACUGCAUUGAGAAGACUUCUUUUUUUAAUGUCUGAAAAAAAUACCAAGCCUUCCUAUAUAAAAUGAAAACACCAUUGUUCUGCCAGUAUGAAUUAACAGUAGGGUAGAAUGGUAGAGCCUAGUGUAUACUGAAAACAAACGUUCAUAGUGUGUUUUUAAUAUUUCCAAUUACUACGGAGAAGGUAGUGUACACAAUGCAACUGUAAUGAAUAAUUUAUAAUUCAGGAAAAUUAUCCCAAAUCAUGUGAUGUAUUUAAUGUCAUACUUUAAAAGGAUGAUGUUGAAUGUAUGGUAUGCCUGUGACAUCAGAAUCCUCAGGAUGAGACAGGGUUAUUGCGUUGUUUUCCCAAAAAAACAAUACCACCAAGUUUUCAUGGGCAGCCAUGUUUUUUUAUACUUUCUGUGUGUAUGUUCAGUAACCCUCAAAAACUGUAAAUCUGGACUAAUAUAAGUCAAACACUUGAAGUCA
Messenger RNA from Lepisosteus oculatus (spotted gar), 28446 nucleotides. RefSeq names its product nesprin-1. Lineage: Eukaryota; Metazoa; Chordata; Actinopteri; Semionotiformes; Lepisosteidae. Gene Ontology annotation, cellular component: nuclear envelope; membrane; perinuclear region of cytoplasm. Gene Ontology annotation, biological process: cytoskeleton organization; nucleus organization; nuclear migration. Gene Ontology annotation, molecular function: kinesin binding. The record is from RefSeq and is a predicted model, not a curated record.